Messenger RNA from Syngnathus typhle (broad-nosed pipefish), 3125 nucleotides. It is a transcript of the gene nr4a2a, whose product is annotated as nuclear receptor subfamily 4, group A, member 2a. Gene Ontology annotation, cellular component: transcription regulator complex; nucleus. Gene Ontology annotation, biological process: cellular response to corticotropin-releasing hormone stimulus; central nervous system neuron differentiation; regulation of transcription by RNA polymerase II. NCBI's taxonomy places the organism in Eukaryota, Metazoa, Chordata, Actinopteri, Syngnathiformes, Syngnathidae. Bases 307 to 2178 code for a protein of 623 amino acids. The transcript has 8 exons. Gene Ontology annotation, molecular function: RNA polymerase II cis-regulatory region sequence-specific DNA binding; zinc ion binding; nuclear receptor activity. The record is from RefSeq and is a predicted model, not a curated record.
GCAGCAAACACGUGGGCCACGGCAUCCAGAGCUCACAUAAACAAAGCCACAUUGGCUUGGAGUGGCUUAGUAGAGGCAAGUGUCGCUCACAGACUGGGGGGGCUUCAUGAUUUGGAAGAUUUGGCUUCCACUUUGUGGUUUGUUCUUUUCAAAGCACAUUUUUUAAGGAAGAAAGGCAGCCGUCCUGAAUGCUUAUCGCAUGGAUUGAACAUCUGGAUUUCAACGAGGGCAAGAUCCCGCCUACUCGAAUCCAAAAACGCUCAUCCAAGUCUUGUAUCGUGUUCCUGACCUGCACCGUCUUGAGCCAUGCCCUGCGUCCAGGCUCAGUAUGGAUCAUCGCCCCAAGGAGCCAGCCCCGCGUCCCAGAGCUACAGCUACCACGCCGCGGGAGAGUACAGCUGCGACUUCCUCACUCCCGAGUUCGUGAAGUUUAGCAUGGACUUGACCAACACCGAGAUCACGGCCACCACCUCACUGCCCAGCUUCAGCACCUUCAUGGACAACUACAACGCGGCGGCGGGCUACGACGUCAAGCCGCCGUGCCUCUACCAGGUGCCGCACGCAGGCGGCGGCGAGCAGUCGCCCAUUAAAGUGGAGGACGUGCAGAUGCACGGCUACCCACACCACCCGCACCAUCACCCGCACCACUCGCACCCGCACCAGCAGGGACACUUGCCGUCACAAUCCGACGACAUGAUGACCCACGCGGGGCCCAUGUACUUCAAGCCGCCGUCGUCGCCGCACGCGCCCAACACUCCCAACUUCCAGGUGCAGCCCGGCGCCAUGUGGGAGGACCCCAGCCCCUCGCUGCACCCCUUCCACCACAACUACAUGAUGGAGCAGCGCAAGAAUCCCGUGUCGCGACUCUCGCUCUUCUCCUUCAAGCAGUCGCCGCCCGGCACGCCCGUGUCCAGCUGCCAGAUGAGGUUCGACGGCCCGCUGCACGUCUCCAUGGGCCACGACGGCUCCGCUUCGGCGGCGGCUGCGGCGGCCGCGGUGCACCACCGAGGCCUGGACGCACAGAGCUUCGCGAUGCCCGGGGGCCUCCGCAAGCAGGGCGGUCUAGCCUUCCCGCACUCGCUGCAACUGGGACACGGGCAUCAGCUGGUGGACAGCCAAAUACCGUCGCCGCCCUCCCGCGGAUCGCCGUCCAACGAGGGGCUGUGCGCUGUGUGCGGGGACAACGCGGCCUGCCAGCACUACGGGGUUCGAACCUGCGAGGGCUGCAAGGGAUUUUUCAAGCGCACCGUCCAGAAAAAUGCCAAAUAUGUGUGCUUAGCCAAUAAGAACUGUCCAGUUGACAAACGCCGAAGAAAUCGGUGCCAGUUCUGCCGUUUCCAGAAGUGCCUUGUGGUCGGGAUGGUGAGAGAAGUGGUGAGGACUGAUAAUCUGAAAGGUCGACGAGGACGACUUCCAUCCAAACCCAAAAGCCCCCAGGAGCCCUCCCCCCCGUCGCCGCCGGUCAGCCUCAUAAGCGCGCUGGUCAGGGCCCACGUGGACUCCAACCCUUCCAUGUCCGCGCUGGACUACUCCAGAUUCCAGGCGAGUCCUGACUACCAAAUGGCGGGCGACAACACGCAGCACAUCCAGCAGUUCUACGACCUGCUCACCGGCUCCAUGGAGAUCAUCCGCGGCUGGGCCGAGAAGAUCCCGGGCUUCUGCGACCUGCCCAAACCGGACCAAGACCUCCUGUUCGAGUCGGCCUUUCUCGAGCUCUUUGUCCUUAGGCUGGCAUACAGGUCCAACCCGAUAGAGGGCAAGUUAAUCUUUUGCAACGGCGUGGUGCUGCACAGGCUGCAGUGCGUGCGUGGCUUCGGCGAGUGGGUGGACGCCAUCGUGGAGUUCUCGUCCAACUUGCAAGGCUUGAACGUGGAUAUCUCGGCGUUCGCCUGCAUCGCCGCGCUCGCCAUGGUCACAGAGAGGCACGGGCUGAGGGAACCCAAGCGCGUGGAGGAGCUGCAGAACAAGAUCGUCAACUGUCUGAAGGACCAAGUGACGUUCACGGGCGGCGGCGGCCUGAACCGGCCCAACUACUUGUCCAAGCUGCUUGGCAAGCUGCCCGAAUUGCGCACGCUGUGUACGCAGGGGCUCCAACGCAUCUUUUACCUCAAACUCGAAGACCUUGUGCCUCCGCCGGCCAUUAUCGACAAACUCUUCCUCGACACGCUGCCUUUCUGAGAGGAAAAAAAAAAAGUUUCCCACGCUGACUACUUCCACGCCCAGACCCUUCCCCCCCCCCAAAAAAGAAAUCUUUCUAGCCCCUUUAGGCCAAUUUUAUUUUUGUUCUUUGUGGACAUCUGCAAAAGCAGGACUGGAUGGACCCCCUUUUUCCUAUGAGGACCUUACUAAAAUUGAUGACAAAAUACCUUUAUUAUUAUUUUAAUCGAACACUUGUUUUCACAGUGCAUGCCAGACUGCUCAAAUGCAAACAUUUGAAUUCCAACCGGGCGGUGGGUUAAAAGAAAAAAGGGAUUCAUCAUCUUUCCAUCAUAGCACCCCCAAAUGUAAUAUAUGUCCCAUUUAUAUAUGAAUAUAUAUAGUAUAUAUAAUGUAUAUGCGGACACGCGCGGACACUGUAUAUUAUUCUAAUAGAUGACGCAUCACUUUAUAUAUGUACAAAGUUUGUUAUAAUGCUUUUUUUUUUUUGCUUUUCAAAUCGUGCCUCCCCUCCAAACAUUGACCCCCCCCCUCCCCCCCAAAACGACGCAUGUCUUAUUCUGAUUAUUUAUUUUUGUUUCUCCUCUAUAGGCACAUGCAGAGGCGAUGUCUAUAUAUAUAGCCUACCGGACACUAUGUAGUCUGCUAGAUUUGAUACCAAUGUAGUUGGCACUCAAACUAAUAUAUAAAUCUAUACAGUAAUAUAUAUGAUCUCCUUGCGCAUCCAGGGAGGGAGCUAGGAAGGAGCCUUUGUGUUUGUACAACUGUCACAUUCCUCGUUUGUAUGUGUGCUGUAAGUAUUGUUGCUGUUCAAUAUAAACCUUUCUCUAUAUGCUUAGUGCAUUUCUAUUGGCUGAACGACGAGCAUGGAUGCACAUCGAGAACAAAACAAAAACCAAACAACGUUUUGUCCACGUUUUUUAUGUUAAGAGUGGGUUUCACACGAACAAAAAGGAGUGGAAAGAAUU